Molecule: messenger RNA, 518 nt
Organism: Bombus impatiens (common eastern bumble bee)
Lineage: Eukaryota; Metazoa; Arthropoda; Insecta; Hymenoptera; Apidae
Product: transcription elongation factor 1 homolog
Exons: 3
Coding region: 230-478 (82 amino acids)
Biological process (GO): transcription elongation by RNA polymerase II
Cellular component (GO): transcription elongation factor complex
Molecular function (GO): RNA polymerase II complex binding
Source: RefSeq, a predicted model, not a curated record
CAGUCCUUUGGAAACAUUCCCCUACAACCAUUAGGAUACCUGCAAGGGUGAAAACCCACAGGACGAUGGUGGCUCGAUUUCUUUUUAAAUAUUUAGUUGCUCCUGAACGCUAGUCAAGAGAACAUUACGUAGUUAUUAUCACACGAAUUACAAGACUAUAUUUGUAUUCUAACUUGACAACGUUUGAACAAGAAUAUUUUUAUUAUAAUAAAAUAAAUAUCUAUUGAAAAUGGGUCGAAGGAAAGCUAAACGAGAAACGCCACAAAGAAACAAAACGAUCGUACCUAUGGAUAUACAAUUCACGUGUCCAUUUUGUAAUCAUGAGAAGUCGUGUGAAGUUAAAAUGGACAAACGUCGAAACACAGCAAGAAUUUCAUGUCGAAUUUGUUUAGAAGAUUUCCAAACCAAUAUUAACAUGUUAUCAGAACCAAUUGAUGUGUACAACGAUUGGAUCGACUCCUGUGAUGCUAUUAAUUAACACCUAUCGCACAACAUAGAAAAGUUUGAUGUUCCUUUUU